Messenger RNA from Macadamia integrifolia, 699 nucleotides. Its product is annotated as vacuolar iron transporter homolog 3-like. Gene Ontology annotation, molecular function: manganese ion transmembrane transporter activity; iron ion transmembrane transporter activity. NCBI's taxonomy places the organism in Eukaryota, Viridiplantae, Streptophyta, Magnoliopsida, Proteales, Proteaceae. Gene Ontology annotation, cellular component: membrane. Gene Ontology annotation, biological process: intracellular manganese ion homeostasis. The transcript has 2 exons. The record is from RefSeq and is a predicted model, not a curated record. The coding region runs from base 1 to 699 and encodes 232 amino acids.
AUGGCAGCUCUAGAAGCUGGCAACCCACGAGCACCUGAGGCCCUCAGCCUAGAGAUCUCCGGUAGCCACGACGAACUCGGUGUCAAUUACUCCCAGAGGGCACAAUGGCUUCGAGCUGCAGUUCUUGGAGCCAACGAUGGAUUGAUAUCAGUUUCAUCUUUGAUGUUGGGAGUUGGAGCAGUUAAACAAGAUGUGAAAUCUAUGAUCCUUACUGGUUUUGCAGGGAUGGUUGCUGGUGCAUGUAGUAUGGCAAUAGAGUUUGUAUCAGUUUAUUCACAGAAGGAUAUAGAGGUGUCUCAGAUGAAGAGACAAAAUGAGGAGGAGAAUGGAAAACAAAGUGAGGAUGAGGGAGAGAAUGAAGAUUUGCCAAACCCAUUCAAGGCAGCUGCAGCAUCUGCUCUUGCAUUUGUAGUUGGAGCUAUGUUGCCAUUGAUAUCAGCAUCGUUUAUACAGUCAUAUAAGGCGAGGUUGGGGGUGGUGAUUGCAGUGGCAAGCUUGGCGUUGGUAAUGUUUGGAGGGUUAGCUGCAUUUCUUGGGAAAGCACCUGUGAAGAGAUCUUGUUUGAGGAUCCUGACGGGGGGUUUGCUGGCUAUGGCCAUAACCUAUGGAUUGACCAAAUUGAUUGGACUUGCUGGAGUCCAAGGUUUGAUGGACAUAUCGAACAAGUCAGGUGUUAGUAGGGGUGUGGUCUUUGACUAG